GCGAGAGAGGUGCAUACGGCCUGAGUCAACUUGAAAGCAGGGAAAUAGGAAGGUAUUAGAGAGCUCUCUGAGGAACACAAAUAGCUUCAUUAUUUCCCACUGAAAUGAGAUUCAUUUUGACACCUGCUUUCUCUCAAUUACACUGUGAGAUCUUGACUGCUCUCCACGCCGAUUAAACCUCCAACAGGGAGAUACAACUUAGCAAUUCUCUGUCUCCAACUCACUUACAACAAUUUACUUCUUUCAUCACAACAGUCAUAUUGACAUCCACAUCUCCAACCCCAACUACUAGAUCAAUUCUGAAGAGAUAUCUCCUAUUGGACCAUUCUUAGAUCAUUUGAGACCCAGCAUACUCAACAGCAUCAUCACAAUGGAGUCAGAAGCCCAAGCCGUCAACGGGACCAGUCCCUCACCCAAACAAGUCUUUUUUUUUGACAUCGACAACUGCCUCUACCCCAAGAGUACCCCCUCCCCUCCCACCCCCUCAACCCAACUUGCUCAUUAACCCUGAACUCAGGCACCCGCGUCCACGACCUCAUGGCCAAGCUGAUUGACAAGUACUUCGCCACCCACCUCUCCCUCCCCUACGAAGAUGCCGUCCGGCUCCACAAGGAAUACUACCAAAACUACGGCCUCGCCAUCGAAGGCCUCGUCCGUCACCACCAAAUUGACCCCCUCGAGUACAACGCCAAAGUCGACGACGCCCUCCCCCUAGACGACAUCAUCAAGCCCCGCGAGGACCUCAAGAAGCUCCUCCGCGACAUUGACACCUCCAAAGUCAGGCUCUGGCUGUUCACAAACGCUUACGUCAACCACGCCAAGAGGGUGGUGAAACUGCUAGAGAUAGAGGACUUCUUCGAGGGGGUGACGUAUUGUGAUUAUGCGGCGCCGAGGCUGAUGUGCAAGCCUCAUGAGGAGGCGUAUGAGAAGGCGAUGAGGGAGGCGGGGGUUGAGAGGAGGGAGGAUUGUUAUUUUGUUGAUGACUCGUACCAAAACUGCAAAAAGGCCCAAGAAAUAGGCUGGAACGUCGCCCACCUUGUCGAAGAGGGCGCCAAGUCCCCCAGGACACAAGCGUGCAAGUUCCAAAUAAGCCACUUGGAUGAGCUGCGCACUUGCUUCCCAGAGGUCUUCAAGAAGCCGGAAACGUCCUAGGAAUAGUCGAUUUCAUUCAUGCGUAUUCAAACGUUACCAGACAUAGAACAGAAGGAGAAUAAAUAGAUACUCAUGUGGAUUCAUGC
Messenger RNA from Podospora pseudocomata, 1238 nucleotides. RefSeq names its product putative suppressor of disruption of TFIIS (gene SDT1). The transcript is spliced from 3 exons. NCBI's taxonomy places the organism in Eukaryota, Fungi, Ascomycota, Sordariomycetes, Sordariales, Podosporaceae. Gene Ontology annotation, biological process: nucleotide catabolic process; pyrimidine nucleobase metabolic process. Gene Ontology annotation, molecular function: nucleotidase activity. The record is from RefSeq and is a predicted model, not a curated record. Bases 538 to 1152 code for a protein of 204 amino acids.